AUGACACAGGCCGUCAAGCGGGCCUGCGACGCUUGCCAUCGCCGCAAGGUCAAAUGUGACGGCGUCAACCCGUGUCGCAACUGUCACACUGCACAGCUGUCUUGCACCUACAAUGCAAUUCCUCAGAAGAAGGGCCCCAAGGGCUCCCGUGCAAAGGUCAUUAGCGAAUUGAGGGAAACACAGCGACAGACCAGUUUGUCCGCAAAGGUUCAAAACCGUAUGAACGGCAUUCCGAAUCCUCCAGGCCCUGUCAGCCUGGCCCCGACCCCCGGUCUGCUCUCGAGCGAGCUCGUCAAAGAAUGCAUCGACUUUUAUUUUGCGAAUCUGUACGAAAAGAUGCCUAUCCUCGACCGUCGCCAAAUCGAUCAGCAACUCCCAUUCAUGGAGCAGAACCGCGACACCUACUGCCUGCUGACCUCUCUGUGCGCAUUCAUGAUGUUGCAGCCAGGAAUGUCAAUGCCAACAGGCGAUCCUUUCAACCUCGAUGUCAUGCCUGGUGCUACCAUUGUCGCGAGCCAGUUGCUUUUGGAGGAGACCCUGCAAGUUCGCAAGGGCUACGACUAUCUCGACAACAUCAGCUUCAACACCCUUGCAACAAACUUCUUCAUCUAUGGCUGCUACCACGGCAUUGAGCUGCACGACAAGGCUUGGUUCUACCUUCGCGAGGCUUCUACCAUGAUGCACCUCAACGGUAUGAUCAAGGAGGAGACGUACCACGGCCCCCAAUGGGAUAACGCCGAGUCUUCUCGGAGAAGGCGGCUUUUCUGGCUAUUUUACAUUAUGGAAAGAUCUCACGCCAUUCAACGCCAGCGACCUUUGACUUUGCAGGCCACCAUCAACCCGCCAAAUUCCGCCGAUGACCCGAGCGACCCGCUCAGCCACCAGCUGAACAGCUUCAUCAUGCUGGUGAACCUUUUCCGCCCCUUCGACGACGCCUUCACAGCCAUCUGGAACAAGACACGCACCAACCUCUAUGUGUCCAACCUACAGAAACAAUUGAACGAAGUCCUCCCCACCUAUCUUUGCCAAGAUGGCCAGCUAUCCGACCUUCGUACCAACCAGCAGUGGCUCAAGAGCACUGUCUGGCAGUUGACUCACGGAAACUCUUCCAACGAAGACAACAUGAACUUCAACUACCCAGUCGACCUGUCUCGCGAGCUUCUGAUGACCCUCGCCUCUCAUUUCCCUGGACAAGGGAUGGAGUUGAUGAGCUCCGGCUUGAUUGAAAAGCUUUUCGAAAUUAGCUGCAACAUGACCGACUUCCUCGCUGUUCAGCCCGCCGCACGGGAUCCUUUCACUGUCGGUCCCCGGGAGCAACUCAACCAGACUCUCAACAUUGUUGCCGUCCUCCGCCAUGGCGAUCAUCGCUUCCUGCCGUUGUUGCUGAACAAGGUUGCCGACAUUAUGCCUCGUCUGACCAACCCGAUGCUGCAAAAUGCGCCCGAAAAUUCCAACAUGGGCAACAUUGAUAUAUUUGAUGGCUUUGGCAAUGCAGGCAUGGCACAGCCUCCAUCUCAAAUGCAGAUGCAGAUGGAUACCGACUACGACCGGAAGUUUUCCGUUGCCGAUUACGACAAGAAGUAUGGCGUGUCCGACAUGAACAAUAACGGCAGUGAGGCCAACACCAAUCCCGCCACAUCUGCCAGUGCAUCGUCCGUUCCUCCAGCGACUACUGCGGAUAUGAACUCGCCGUUUGCCAGUAGUUCGCCAGCCAUUAUGUCUCCACCAAUGGAGUAUCCCCACAACGGAAUGAACGACUAUGGGUGCACACCGAUGCCCGAUAUGGUCAUGAGCCCGGCCGGCCAAAACGGAUCGACGAUGAACGGUCAGAGCAAUAUGAACAGUCAGCAUCAACACCAGCAAUCGCAUCACAUGAUUCAGAAUCAGUGCAUGACGCCACAGCAAAUGCAGCCCAACAUGAGCCAGCAUCACAUCCACAACCUUCAGCAAGGGCAGAACAUGGGUAACAUCAGCCCAUCAUCAGUCCAGGCCCAGCAGACGAUGCCGACGUCCCAUCCUAUGGGUCCAGGUGGAAACAAUCUAAUGAAUUCCAUACCGCGUCAACAACCGCAGCGCGCCAGUAGCUAUGCUAUCCCGCAACAACCGAUACCACGCACUGUAGGAGACUUCCACGCUCUGCAGCGGGCCAAUUCCGAUAUGCCCGGUCUCUCUGGCAUAAGUACGGAGAUGGAUUUCAAUACCUUGCGCUGA
Messenger RNA from Colletotrichum fioriniae, 2211 nucleotides. RefSeq lists its product as uncharacterized. Lineage: Eukaryota; Fungi; Ascomycota; Sordariomycetes; Glomerellales; Glomerellaceae. Gene Ontology annotation, molecular function: DNA-binding transcription factor activity, RNA polymerase II-specific; DNA binding; zinc ion binding. The record is from RefSeq and is a predicted model, not a curated record. Gene Ontology annotation, biological process: regulation of DNA-templated transcription; DNA-templated transcription.